ACGUGGCAGAGCGUGCGGCCAAUCCCCGCUCGCUCCGGGGGAGCACUUCCGGUGUCGUUUCCUGUCAGUGUUUGUAAACUGAGGAAAAAAAUUGGAAGUGCGACAAGAAAUAAAACCUACAAAACUCUUAAAAAUCAAAAGGCUUUGGCCCCUGAUGAUUUGGGUGGGUGGUGGUGGUCUCUUCUGUUGCCCCUCAUCCUAAGUGAAGCCCCCUCUGUUCCCCCAAACACACACGCAUUCAAACCACGGCGAUGACACACCAUUCUAACAACUCUGUUCGAGACCAUAUGAAAUGGGCUGGGUUGCUGGGCUGCGAGGCGGUGCUGUCCAGCAUGGCCCUGAUGCAAGCCAACAACAUCCCAGGCCAGAAGAGGAUGAUGUCACCCUUGGGUCAAGGGCACAGGGCCAGUCCUGAGAGCCACCAAACCCACUCGCAGCACAGCCACAACCACCAUGGACACCAGGUCCACCAUGGACAACCCCACCACAGCCACAUGGGCCAUCCUUCAACCGGGAGCUGUCCACCCCUGCUGAUCCGAAAAGACGGUGAUUAUCACUCAUCAAGAAUGAUGGAUGGAAAGGACAUGCAGGCAAACCAGAAUAUGCAACCCAAGAAGAAGCACAAAAAAUCAAGUUCAUCCAGCAAAGUGAAAGUGGAGCAUUUAAUGCCACAAAUGGAUAUGGACGAUGACAGUUCCCUGAAAGUCCAGAAGAACUUCAUCUGCGACCACUGCUAUGGAGCUUUCCGGAGUAGCUACCACCUCAAGCGACACAUACUCACACAUACAGGAGAGAAGCCAUUUGCUUGUGACGCGUGCGAUAUGCGGUUCAUUCAGCGCUACCACCUGGACAGACACAAGAGGGUGCACAGCGGAGAGAAGCCGUACCAGUGUGACCGCUGCCAUCAGAACUUCUCGCGGACAGACCGGCUGCUGAGACACCGACGGCUAUGUACAGUCGGGAUGAGCAAAGAGGAAAACCAGUACUCACAGGACCAAUCUGCCCAUCCAGCCUCCUGGAGCCCCCUACAGCCUUCCAACAACCGUCUGACUGUCUGACCCUCCGUUUUCCCACAGAGACCCUACAGACAGCAGUCUAUCGCUCAGCAACGUCACACGUUGGAGCUCAACAGUACUGUAACCUGAAAACAGCCUCGCUUAAAACACAAACAAACUUUACUUUGCUCCCGCCAGCUCUAUCACAGAGCUUGAAAAUGGAUUUUUGUACUUUUUUAAUCUACUGUUCCAUCCACGACACCGACAAAAGGGGACGGACUAAUCCCAGAUCUUGGACAACAGGUCUUGGUGUUAUGGCAAUAACUGAAUGGAAAAAGGCACACGUCUCCUUUUAUCUGAAAGGUUGCAGGCUUCUUCUUUUUUUGUUGCUGCCGAGGGAUCACAAAUAUUUUUGACUGUCAAUGUAUCGUGCAGCUUAUUUUAGUAUCCUGUUGACCUGCAAUCAACCCGAGUGUUGCCCUCUACUACAUAUUGACUAAAGGACGAACACAAAGAACCGUGUAGCUUUUUAGUGUUCAAGUUCUUCUCAUUUUGCGUUCCUAAUGCUACUAAUCGAGUACCGGCUGCUGCUCAGACGUGAAAGGUCACAGCAGACUCGUGGUCCUAUCCAAUAAUGGAGGUGUUGCGUGCGUAACAUAUCUGAAAUUCAUUUUGAUGUUAUUUUUGAUAACAACAAUCUAAACAUGAAUGGGGCUUAUUACAGAGCAAAAUCUGGUAACCCAUUUUCACUUCAUGUAGAAGAUCAACUUUUUUCCCGACACACAAGUCUUAAAUUGAUUUAAAAUAAUAUCUUGCCUGCUACUCGGCCAGCUGUUAAACUGAAAUACAGGUGCAACUAGUGUUGUCUCGAUACUGGAACGUCUAACUUCAAUACAAUACCUUGAAAAAUACCGAUAUUCAAUACCAUUUUCGAUACAGUGGAGAAAUUGUCACAUUGAAGGCAUACAAUUUUAGAUUUUUAUUAAAAGAUAAAUAGUGGUGUGUGUGUGUCAACUCGCUGUCGGAGAGAAGAGGGAGCCGUUUCAAACCGUUUCAAAUAUUCAGUAUCGAUUUAUUAAAUUAUUUUCGACAACACUAGGUGCAACCCUGUUGGUGAUGUGUACAAACAGUUUGAAAAAACACUAAAGGUUAACUAGAUGCUCCUGAAAUGUAAAAUGUUCAACUAAUGUUGGUAUUAGUUAAGUUGUGUAGCGACUGUUGGCUCCCAUAUUCACUGUUCUACCUUGUUUUAAAGGGGUUUUGUCCUGUCUGUUGAAAUACAGUAGAAAGCUGACAGGUUUUGUAGGAAGAGCCCAGAUGUUUUGAUGCUCUUGAACAAACUUAGUGAUUUUUUUUUUUUUUAUAUAUAAUGACUGGAUGUAGGAAUCGCCUAUCUGUUGAAGAAAUUAAGGUGCUUCUGUAAUAACCCUCGCGAUAUAAAUGCAUUGUGUUUAUUGUCUCUCUGUUCCUAGAAACCACUGUUUUUUCCUGCUCAGCGUUAAUAGAUUUUGUCUGACUUUGAAAGACAUCCGUCCUUUCAAAAGUGUUUUGCAAAGUGAGGCUGAAAUCCUGAGGUUCACCUGAAAGAUGAUCAAAACUAAUCCAAGGCGUAAAAUCAUUUUCACCGGAGGUACUGGCGAAAUUAGGUGCAAACUGUUGAAAGUAUAAUUUGGUUCAUUCAGAUUUCGAGAGCUCUCCUACGUCUUGACCUGACUGAAUGUGAUCUGAAUAUAGUGCCAUGUCAUUCCAUCUCCAGUUUAACCAUCUUCAAUGAAGAUGAUGAGCAGUGGACAGGGGGAAUAUAAAGGUCCACGUGGCGUUUUGUACGAUGAUUACCUACAUUAUAUUAUGUUCAGGCCUCUGUGUGAAGACAUGAGACUGUAAACACUGGACUGAAGAUGUUAGCUCUAUUGUAGAGGAUUGUAUUGUAGACUGGUACUUCUGUUGCUGUCAGACUUUUAGAUUAUGUGAAAGGAAUUUGGGGCCCGACACCGACUUGUCUACUUUUUAUGAAGUUAAUAUAUAUUUAAAUUGUAUUAGGGGUAGAGAAUAGUAUGUAUGGGACCUACACUUCAACAGAAAAUCAAAGUAUUUACAAAGUUAUAAUCUUUAGUCUGAUGAUUUCUUAUGACAACUGAAAAUGGAACGUCAUCCUUCAACUUGCUAUUAGGAGUCAAAUAAAAGCUGCCACUCUUGCUUUUUUGUUUUUUAGUAUAGCAGCCAUGAUUAGUCAGCAUAUUUUUUUCUUUUGCAUGUAUUUGUUGGAGGAUCUUGUAUAAAUUUUGUUUUGGUAAAGAGAUUUUUUUUUUAAUAUGUGAGCCCCACCUUAUUUGUCAUUUCAGGGCUGAAGUGAAAUCGGUUUUGACUCAAGUCAAUCAUACUGUAGUGAACGGAGUUUUAGGGCCCCAAGUCUCAAUAAAGCUGUUACACUUUUUAAACAAUUG
Messenger RNA from Sebastes umbrosus (honeycomb rockfish), 3439 nucleotides. It is a transcript of the gene znf740b, whose product is annotated as zinc finger protein 740b. Gene Ontology annotation, biological process: regulation of transcription by RNA polymerase II. The record is from RefSeq and is a predicted model, not a curated record. Gene Ontology annotation, molecular function: RNA polymerase II cis-regulatory region sequence-specific DNA binding; DNA-binding transcription factor activity, RNA polymerase II-specific. The coding region runs from base 252 to 1058 and encodes 268 amino acids. The transcript is spliced from 7 exons. Lineage: Eukaryota; Metazoa; Chordata; Actinopteri; Perciformes; Sebastidae.